AUGAGCGUCCGGGUAGUCGCGCGGGUCCGACCGCUCCUCAAAUCGGAACGGGAGUUGGAUGUCAUCCUACGCACAGGAUCAUCAAACCAGGCAGUGCCCGGCAAGAGCGAUAAGACAAGCUCCCAGGGGAAAGGCGCAUUGGCAGCCUUGAGGGAUCGAGAUAACCUCGUGCGAAUCCCGAACCCCAAGAACGAAGGCGAAGAAUACUCGUUCCAGUUCAAUGCUGUCUAUGAUGCGGAAGCUUCGCAGCAGGAGCUCUUCGAUGCAGAGGUUGCUCCUACUGUCAAGCAUCUCUUUAACGGCUUCGACGUAACGAUAUUCGCAUAUGGAGUCACAGGAACUGGAAAGACGCACACAAUGCGAGGCGGUAAAAGCCUGGCUGACCGUGGCGCCAUUCCCCGUCUCCUAAGCAGCAUCUACAGACGCAGCCGGAAGAUGGAGAAGGACAGUGACGGGGAAACUACCGUCAAGGUAUCUUUGAGCUACUACGAGAUUUAUAACGACAAAGUCUUCGAUCUAUUCGAACCCCCCGAAAAGAGGACGCUGGCGGGACUACCUCUUCGAGACAACGGCGGCAAGACAGUCGUCGUGGGUUUGACGGAGAGGCCAUGCCAUACUCUGAAGGAAUUCGAAAUCUUGUAUGACCAGGCCAAUACCAACAGGUCUACAUCUGCAACAAAGCUAAACGCCCACUCGUCACGAUCCCAUGCCAUCCUCUGCGUGCGCGUCGCAGUCACUACUGGAGACAAAACGCGCAUCAGUACCGCAUCUGCUAUCGACCUUGCUGGCUCCGAGGAUAACCGCCGGACGGAUAAUGACAAAGAGCGCAUGGUUGAGUCUGCUAGUAUCAACAAGAGCCUCUUCGUACUGGCUCAGUGUGUCGAAGCAAUCAGCAAGAAGCACUCGAGGAUACCGUAUCGAGAGUCGAAGAUGACGAGGAUCCUGUCUUUGGGACAGAACAACGGACUGACUGUGAUGAUCCUGAACCUGGCGCCUGUCAGGUCCUACCAUCUGGACACAAUAAGCUCGCUCAACUUCGCCAAUCGCACGAAGAAGAUCGAAGUGCGCGAGGUAGAAAAUGAGCCAAUGUUCAAGGGUCCCCCUAGACCAGCGUCGCGGCCUUCGAUCGCAGCCCUGCGGCAACCCCUGCGGCCUCUGACAGCUUCAGUGAACGUAAACCUGACUGCCGCAGCCAAAGACACGACGAAGACCCUCGAAAAGCCUGCCAAAGCCUUCCACGUCUACUCCGAUAAAUCACACCCUAGAACCACCACGCAGUUCAAGAAGCCUGAGCCCCCUAAGCGCACUUCUAUGAGCUCCCGGCCUUCUUUGAGUUCCGAAAUCUCCCGCCUCUCGAAGCCAUCUCGUCCCGCUCAACCAACACAGCCUCAAAAGCACCAUGACGAUAUCACCGCGGCCAAGAUCGAAGAGAUGGUAGAAAAGAAAGUCGAGGAAAUCCUGGCCGUGCGAGCCGUCAGCGAGCAGUCGAGACAAACGCAGGUUCGCGAACUGAAUGAGCAAGUCCAGCGUCGCCUGGAACUUCUCGAACAACGCAUCGAAGGCUCCGAAGAUGCAAGGGCCGAAGGCCUGUCAUACUUGCUCAUGGCCAAGCAGCACCAAGCACGUGGCGAGGACAGCUUCGCUCUGAGGAUGUACCAGCUAGCACUCCCAUACUUCCCCGACAACGAGAAGCUAUCCAGGAAGAUUGCCAGCUUGAAGGAGCGUAUGCAAGGUAAACCGCGUCAGGACGCCGACACCACCAUCAGCCACUCCGGCCCCAAGAGAGAACUCGGCAGUAUGCUAUCAAUCAAGAAGCAGCCCGCCAAGACGAACCUCAAGCGUGUUGCUGAAGACUCCGACGCGGACUACGAGGAACCUGAAGCGUCCCUCGAACAGUUCAGCGACGAAGACAUCGAGGAAAUCACUCACAUACGACGAAAGAAGCGCACAAAGACCAAGUCCUCACUAGACGACGAACGCGCCAGCGUCGACAUGAACGAGCAACCGCCUUCCCCACGGACAAUCCACCUCCUCUCCAUCAUCAAUUCGCGGGACAUCAGCCAGAUCAAGCUGCUGAAAGGCGUGGGGGUCAAGAAGGCCGAGGCUAUUGUUGACUGUUUAUGCGAGAUGGACCAAAACACAGCCAACCAAGAUGAAGAAGCACGGUUCCACAUCAGCAGCCUCGCCGAACUGAGUCAGUUCAAGGGCGUGGGUGUGAAGAGUGUCCAGAGCAUGCGAAACGGAGUUCUGGUAUAA
Aspergillus niger is the source of this 2256-nucleotide messenger RNA. RefSeq lists its product as uncharacterized. Lineage: Eukaryota; Fungi; Ascomycota; Eurotiomycetes; Eurotiales; Aspergillaceae. Gene Ontology annotation, molecular function: microtubule binding; ATP hydrolysis activity; microtubule motor activity. Bases 1 to 2256 code for a protein of 751 amino acids. Gene Ontology annotation, cellular component: microtubule; kinesin complex. Gene Ontology annotation, biological process: microtubule-based movement. The transcript has 3 exons. The record is from RefSeq and is a predicted model, not a curated record.